AUGAGAAAAGCUCAAUCGUUGCAAAAUUCUAGUUGGAUUUCCAAUUUUAAUGAUGAUGCGAUGGAAUCAAAAUCACGGAGUACAUUAGCAAAAAGGAAGAAGAAAAAACAAAGUCAAGACGAAACGAGUUAUCAUCUGAUUAACAGUAGUAAAUCACAAUCCAAGAAUAAUGAAAGCAACAAAUCAUCCGAAGAUUCUGUUUCCGUUGACAAAACGACAAGAGAUGUUGAAAAACCCAUAUGUGAUACAAACAAGUCAGACAGAUUCGACAAUACCGUUUCUACGGAUUUGGAGGAAUUCGCAUCAGAAUCGAUGAACGUAGUUGUUGACGUUCAUCGUGAAUAUAAAGCAGACAAAUGUAGCGAGAACACAAUAGACGAAGUAAACAUAUCGGCAAAAGGGUCUCCGAGCUUUCAAAUAUUUUCAAAAACUAAUACUCUUCGGGACAAGAGGAACGAAUACCAGAAAUUCAGUCAGGUUAGGAAUCAGAAACAGAAGGAAAAAUCUGAUGAUAUAGAGAUCGUGGAUUCGAUAGACUUGAUAGAAGAAUUUGAUGGAUCGUCAACGAUUAAAUCGAACGAAAGAAGAAAGGGUAGAUCAAUUAAGAAAAAUUGUAAUCAAUCUUCUAUUGAAGAGAAACCACAGAGUAGAGGGAAGUGGGGGGCGCUGCAAUCUCAAACGGAAGAAUUGAAAAAACCGCCACGAAAACGUUGGUCGAAAGACACUUCCGUAAUUCGAUUACCAGAAGUAAAGACCGGUUCCUGGGCUGCACCCAGGGAAAAGAAGUUUCCGUUACGUCAGGAACCAGACGAAAUCGAUGAAAAAUCAUUUCUCGAAGGUUACGAUAAUGCGGCGUUUGUUUCGGAAAACGAGGAAAUUCUCAGAAUCGAGACCGAUCACAACAAUCAUGAAGAUACGAGAAUCGAAAUGAAAAGGAAAGAUGAUAUUAUCAACGAAAAGUUCGAAAAAUCAAAACUGUCUGCGGACGAGAAAUCGAUACCAAACGAGACGGUUAUUUCUAUCGAGACCAUAAACAAAUCGGAAAAUUCUAAUUUUGUUAAACUCGAAAAUCAAAGGAGAAAUGGGUCGCUAAGCAACGAGAAUAAUGUAUCGUCGAGAAACAGAACAAACCAUGAAACGGCGAACAAGAGAACAGAUUCGGAUAAAAGUGUCGAUAAUGAUUCGGACGCAUCGAUUGUAUCGCAGACCAUAGAAGAUAUUACUGUGCGAUCGAAUUAUCGGUCCUCCGAAGAAAUAUCAACAAAAGAUCGGCGUUCCACGAAUAAAAAAUCUAAACGAAUUAACAAAAAGUCUUCUAUCGAUAGUCAAGCUUAUUCUAGUCAGCAAACUAUAUCUGCGACUGAGGAUGACGAUCCGGAAGAUAGUCACUCAAGGGAAACAGGCGACGAGAAAAAAUCAAGAAAAUCUCUUGUUAAGAAGAAAAAACCGGGAAAUCAUCGUCGAUCGAAAAGUGAAACGGAAAAAAGAAAAAGCUCUAAGAAUGUGUCCAGUUCCGUUGUGAAUAGUCCGCGUUUGAAUGUAACCGAGGAUGAUUCAAAGAAGAAAAGGAAGAGGAAAAAGAGCGCGAAAUACAUUUCUGUGAUGAUCCAUAGGGCGAACAUGUUGGAGGUCGAUUACAUAACGAAGCACCCGAUGGUCAAGGUUCACAUCGUGAAUGCUGAAACCGGCGAGUACUUGAAAACCGAAUCCGGAACUUAUUUACAGCCUAUGAUCACCAGUAAAUAUGAUUUCAAAGAAUAUAGGUCUAUAGUGCCUGCGUGGGAAGAGGAACUCGUCUUCGAGCACGAUUUUGACUCGUUGCUAAAAACUGACAACGAUCAAGUUAUGAUUUUAUUUGAAAUCGUUGACCUGUUGAGUUUUGCUGAAGCCAGCUUUAAUUAUGAUAAAUUGGGCCAUGAAGGUUGUUGGUACAAGAUUGCUUGGGCUUUUUUGAAACCUGUAGGGAGGAACAAUGUCUGUCACAUCAAUAAGAAAGUUAGACUACAAUUGUACAAGUCUCGUAAGAGCUUGAAAAAGUUUGACAAGUUUCAUACAUGUGAAGUGUACACGUGGUGGAAAACUAAUAUCAGACAAAAGUACCCCAGCAGUUUAUUCGUCACGGUGACGUCCAUCGAUCCGCCUAAAUUGGAACCAGUUCUUUAUCAGCAACUGUCAUUAUACGAUUUAUCGGACGCACGCAGUGAAUCGCAAAGGACUUUAAACCGUACAUCGAAGUCCAUAGAUUUACCGAAAUGGACGCGAUUGUCGGCACAAUCUUGCAAAGUACCAAAUGAAAUUACUUUUGAGACCGAAGUCAGCGAGAACGGUUGCUUUUUCGUUGCUUUCAGUAACAACGGCAAAUAUUUAGCGUGCACCCAUUCUGAAGAGCAAGACUAUCCUGUUGUCGUUUAUGAGGUCGAGGCUAAAAAAAUUCACGUACGAUUUUCCGGGCACAAGACUUUCAUUUAUUCCCUAAAUUGGUCCGACAACGAUAAUUAUCUGCUUUCCGUUUCGUCAGACCAAACUGCUCGUAUUUGGGAUGUGCAGAAUCAAAUUAUCCAGCAUGUAGAAAUGAUGCCACAUCCAUCGUACGUGUACUGCGGCAAAUUCGAUCCCGAAAACGCUGCAAUCGUAGCGACCGGAUGCUACGAUCGGAUCGCCCGAAUCUGGACGCGGGAUAAGAAAUCGCGAAAUCGGGAUCUUAAUCAAGAAUUAGAAGGCCACGAAGGUUUUAUAAAUUCCAUGUGCUUUCAAAAGAACAGUAAUUUGUUGACCGCGGACAGCGUUGGGAUAAUAAUCUUAUGGAUAGUGAAGAAAGUUCAAGGCAAAUCGUUCCGUAAAGAAUGGCACAUAUCGCGGAAGAUAAAGGUCAGGGAGAUCACCGGCGUGAUAAUCAACACCAUACUCUUGCAUCCGUUGGAAUCUAGGCUCCUCGUCCACUCGAGAAACAACGGAUUAAGAAUGUUGGAUUUAGCGACCGGCGUCGUCUUGCAGAAAUACAAUGAAUUGAACAAUCAAAGGAUACAAUCGACAGCCUGUAUAUCACCGUGUGGCGGUUUGAUCCUCUGCGGAGGAGAGGAUUCCACGUUGAACAUUUGGAAUCUGGAAACAGGUAGCCUUCUCGCACGGUACACGCUGGACAAGAAUUUCCGCGCGGUGACCUGCGUGGACUAUCAUCCGUACGACCACGUGUUGGCCUUGUCAACGUUCGGUAGUCCCGCACCAGUGAAAAUUUUGAGGUUCAACAAAAACGUCAGCGGCGAAGACAUAGGACUGAAGACGGUCGGGGAUAUCACGGGUAAAACAGCUAUCGGCGACACUUCUUUGAGAAUCUUGAACACUCCUGUGACGCCCAGGGAAAAAUCACGAUCGAGCAGCAGAAUUCAUACACCGGAGGCAAUUUUGAGGGAGAGAAGUCUGCAGUCCAGUCGUGGUUGCAAACUGAAUACUCCUCCCGUGGAUGAGUCGUCUAACAAAGUGCUAUUGGAAAAGGACAGCAAACGCACGGACACAAAGAUGAAGCUUCUGCGAUUGAACGAGACCGAGGCGACUAUGAAGAGCCGUAGCGCGAAUCGUUUGUAUAAUAUCAUCGAGAAGAUCGACAGAAUUCUGUCGAACACGUCCAGAUCGUCAGGCGACAUCGAGUCCGGGCGAAAUCAUACGUUUACCAAGGAAACGAGUAAGGAUAGAAUUUUUACGAUUCAGAACGAGAAUAUAGAGAGACGACGAACGAAAACGAGGAAGAACAAGUCGUUCGCUUAUUGGAGCGGUGAGGAUCAUUCGAAUUCAUAUUUUGAAUCGAGUACAGCCAGCAGCGUGAAACCGGAAGUCAUGGAGCUGGAGAGGUUAGGUAGAACAAAGGCGGGCGAUUCGAACACCAAGAAGAGAUCUCAAAGCGCGAAUGUGUCAAAGAGCAAUGGAAUACACGAGGACGAUGCGAUGAAGCAUUUUUCCGACAGCACGGCGAAUUAUCGACGAAAUAAAGAUCAUGACGAAGUGGUGAAUAUGUUUGCGGCAAAAAGUAUAGAAUCUUCGUUUAUUAUUCCAGUUAAGGAACGUAAAGUGAAAGAUUGUUCUAAAAAUAAUUCAUUUAAUAACGAUCGUUCGAAUUCUUCCGGAAGUGCCGGAACGUAUGUUGUUGAAAAAAAUAAUGCCGGGAGGAACGACGACGAUGGCUCGAUGAAAUUAUUAGGCAAUGAAGAUUUAAUUGGAACCGACACAGAAAACGAUCUGGCAAAUGUUGGACGUACCGGAAGCGAUAGCUCAGCGAUCAGCAAUGCAACUUUUACUAUUGAAAACGAAGUGCCUAUUCCUAUGCCUAGAAGAAAGAAAAAUCUUUCUUGA
Molecule: messenger RNA, 4344 nt
Organism: Dufourea novaeangliae
Lineage: Eukaryota; Metazoa; Arthropoda; Insecta; Hymenoptera; Halictidae
Product: jouberin-like
Exons: 6
Coding region: 1-4344 (1447 amino acids)
Biological process (GO): motile cilium assembly
Cellular component (GO): ciliary basal body
Molecular function (GO): protein binding
Source: RefSeq, a predicted model, not a curated record